CCGGCCCCGGCCCCGGCCCCGGCCGCCGUUGGAGAAGGCGGGGGUCUUUCUCCUCCAUUGCUGCUUCUGUGCAAGGGCUGCCACUGGCCUGAGGCGGAUCGGUAAAUUUCUUCCCUGGCUACGCGCAGAGGUUUCCCUGCAAGGCCGGCCGCUGCCAGUGGGAGAGCCGGCACCUAGUUGUGCAUAGCACCUGUGCCUUUUGCGUAUCCGAAGGCCGUUUGUUUUGCAGUGGACUGUAAAGUGCAAGGAAGGUUGGGAACUUGAUCCAAAAAAUGCAAGAGACCCUGAUCCUUUAUAAUUUCUUCUCAUUUACCAGGGAAUUCUAAGUACUGACUGCCACUACAUCUUCACAGAAUUACAGAAUGGUUUGGGUUGGAAGGGACGUUAAAGAUCAUCUUGCUGUGGUUAAGGUACCUCCAUCAUCUACCCUUCUUGAUGUGAAACACAAAUUUCACAAAGCAUGUCCCCAGUGGUACCCUUCCCGUGUUGGCCUGCAACUAGAACGCAAUGGGCCCUAUUUGAAGGAUUCCAUUAACAUUCAAAGCCUUGCAGUUUCCUCUAUCAUUACACUGUAUUUUACAGACCUGGGUCAGCAGGUCGGUUGGACCACGUUUUUUCUAACAGAAUACACCGGGCCUCUUCUAAUAUAUCUGCUCUUUUACAUUCGCCUCUCAACGAUUUAUGACCGAGUGGAAAGUGCGAAGAGCUUCCGCCACCCAGUGGUCCACUUGGCCUGCUUCUGCCAUUGCUUACAUUACAUCAGACAUCUUCUGGAGACAUUAUUUGUUCACAAGUUUUCAGGAGGGCAUACUCCUCUGAAAAAUAUGAUAAAGGGCUGUGCCUUUUACUGGGGAUUCACUUCCUGGAUUGCAUACUACAUCAACCAUCCACGAUAUACACCUCCAUCCUUUGGCCACAGACAAGUUUCUUUUGCCGCCCUUGCUUUUCUGAUGUGUGAAGCUGGAAAUCACUUUAUCAAUGUAACUUUAGCUCACCAAAAUCAUUCAGGAAGUAAAACCUGUUUUCCAAGUCCAACAUACAACCCCUUCACGUGGCUCUUCCUGCUGGUAUCCUGUCCCAACUAUACGUAUGAGGUUGGAUCUUGGAUUAGUUUCACAGUGAUGACACAAACACUGCCAGUUGGCAUUUUUGCUUUCCUGAUGGUCAUCCAGAUGUCUCUCUGGGCCCAAAAGAAACACAAGCUGUACCUGAAGAGAUUUUAUCCAGAGGUGCGGAGAAAAGCAGCUAUGAUUCCUAUCAUCUUCUAAGCUCUUCACAAGAGUUGGAGCCUAAGUGUAUGGUUCAAGAGCUAACUCAGAGUAAAUGAGCCAUUUCAUUCAGUAACCAAAUCAGAAGAAUAACUACUGGAUAUCUUUUUCAGAAAAUUAACAGUUCAAGAUGAGGAGCUUUUAAUUAAGUGAAAAAAUGUAGUUCUUGAAUUCUUGGUUCCUGCUAAAAGAUAUGAUUUAAUUAGAUUUUCUGUAAUGGAGCUAAUUGGGAAGGGACAAGAAAAUUGCUUAUAUUGAAUGCUAGGCUAGAUAUUUAGCUGGUGUAAAUGAGCACAGAUGCUGUUAAAAUUAACGAAUACAGCUCAUCUACAUGUAUUCAGGUCUGGUGAUUUUAAGGCUCAGUAUUAGAUGUUAAUGAGAGUCUUGGAUUUUUGCAUUGGAAGACGUUUCACAGGCUUAUUUUUAUUAAACUGCACAGAAGCAGCAUGUUCUGCCUCAGCUCCUCUAAAGCAUCACAUCAAAGAAUGACCGCUAUGCUGUUAACCACAGUUUAGUCUAGCUUUACAAGAUUUUUCUUUCUUUUUUUUUUUUUUUUUUUUUUUUUUUUUUAAAAAAAAUUAAUCUCAUAGAAAAUUGUUCAAUACAAAUUGGCUUAAACUGAUCACUGCAAAGAAGUCUGGCUUUCUUUUAUUUUCAGGUAGGCAGGUCAGCCUCAUAGUCCCAGAAGGGAACUGUUUGUGAGGUGCUUCCCAUCUUGCUACUAAUUUGCAGCAUGAUCUUGGGUAUAUCAUUUAAGUCCAUCCCCUUUCUCACAUUAAACAUUUCUGGGAAUAGCAGAAGACUUUCUGGACUAACAAGCAUGUUAAGAUCCCUUUGUUCAGUGACUGACUGCAUCCAGACACCAUUCACCUUACUCCUAUCAAGCACUGUGAAAUCCUUGGGUGUGAGGUGAACCAGAGUACAGCUCGUUAUCGAAAGGGAAAGGGAUUCUGCCAAAUGCAUUUCAGUCCAUAUCUAAACUGUCUCGAACACUGCUGAAAGGCUUCAGCUCCCCUUCAGUGUGAUCAGUCUUUAUGUGCUACUUUGCUUUCCAGGACAUUAUUUUUUAAAGGGGCUUUUUAUUCAGGUCCUGAAACCCCUAUCUACAUUUGCAAAUCAGUGGCAUCCAGAAGCGCAAUUUUAAUUACAGAGGGCAAAAGAACCAGAACUGCUUCAGCAAAUAUUAAGAUAUGGAGAGAUAGGGCAUUAAGUCCUCUUUUCAUUCUAUUUCUGUUGCACAUUUAUCAAUGUCUUUUGGUUUCCUUAGGCUGGUGAAAAAGCUUGCCUAAAGAAAUUUAAUCAUUAGAAAAACACUGGAGUACACAAGCAAGGCAGGCAGUUUGUCUCCUAAAGGCGCUAUUAUCUUUGUGCCCACUCAAGUGUUUGAGCAAAAUUAAUUUGCCCAGUAAAUUGGGUUCGUAUCCCUCUUCUAAUGUCUAACUAGCAACACUUAUCCUAUUAGCUACUGUAACUCAAUUUCAUCUUGGUAAUGUAAAUAAAUCACUUUUUUUAACUUGUAA
This is a messenger RNA of Tyto alba (common barn owl), 2788 nucleotides long. It is a transcript of the gene TECRL, whose product is annotated as trans-2,3-enoyl-CoA reductase like. The record is from RefSeq and is a predicted model, not a curated record. Gene Ontology annotation, biological process: very long-chain fatty acid biosynthetic process. Lineage: Eukaryota; Metazoa; Chordata; Aves; Strigiformes; Tytonidae. The coding region runs from base 363 to 1268 and encodes 301 amino acids. The transcript has 12 exons. Gene Ontology annotation, molecular function: oxidoreductase activity, acting on the CH-CH group of donors.